Funneliformis mosseae is the source of this 588-nucleotide messenger RNA. Lineage: Eukaryota; Fungi; Glomeromycota; Glomeromycetes; Glomerales; Glomeraceae. The record is from the annotation of a GenBank genome assembly.
AUGUCAAUACCACCAGAUAUUUAUUCUAUUUUUGAUAUAAAUGAAGAAACUGAGGAAGCUAGUAAGGAAAUUGAUAUAGAUAUAAGUGACGAUGAAAUUAAUCUUAUUCUUGAUACUACAGAUGGUAUUGAGCAUAUGUGGGAAGGUGUUGAAGAUGAUAAUACAAUACUGGAAGGAUCUAAAGAAGCAAAUAAAAUGAAAACUCACCAUAUUCACUUUACACCUGAAGGUGACCAAAAAUAUCUCCUCAGGAUACAAAUUUCACUAAACGAUAAUGGAUUGAUCCUAUUACAUGUGAUGAAUCCACACAGGGAAAACCUAAUUUCUCGGUCAUUAAAAUUACCAGAUAUAUUCAAUGAAUUAGAGCAAUAUCAAUGUAACGGAAAUUACAAUAAGUUUAUUUUAUUGAACAUCAUAAAAAGAGCACAUUCAUAUGAGAAACUUGAGCAACUGGUUAAAUCAUUAGAAUCAUCUAUUGAACAACCUUGGGCAAGCGAAGAUAAAUGGAUGGAUUUUAUUAUUCAAGUUAUUUACAGAUUGAAUAUAUUAAAUGUAUAUCACUUAUUACAAGAGGUUAAUCAAGAAUGA